This is a messenger RNA of Ixodes scapularis (black-legged tick), 1944 nucleotides long. RefSeq names its product RCC1-like G exchanging factor-like protein. The coding region runs from base 321 to 1712 and encodes 463 amino acids. The record is from RefSeq and is a predicted model, not a curated record. The transcript is spliced from 10 exons. NCBI's taxonomy places the organism in Eukaryota, Metazoa, Arthropoda, Arachnida, Ixodida, Ixodidae.
AGCUCGAAGCAACGGCAGCAACGGUUUGAAGACUGAAGACUGAAGCAACUGAAGACUGAAACUGACUGAAAUCAGUUGGGAGUUUGGUGACAACUGAUAACAGCGUCGAGGUUUUGUCCGCGGCCUUCGAAGGCCGGCGGGCAGUUUUCGCCGAUCUCCGAUACCGAGCGAGGUCUUCGUGUGAUGUCCGUGAAGCCCUUCUUUCCUGCACUGCGUACGACACCGCAUCGGACGAGCUACCUUCCCAAUUGUGCAUCGCGGUCGCCGUCGUCCGUGUAACUACAGUGCCUUGUGUAACUGUCCAGCGCAUCGAGAUCGCAAUGUCGGCGACGCUGAGCCGCGUGAGGCCGGCCGGGCAACGACUCCAGCCGUUGCUCUGCCCGCUCCUGUCGGCUCCAUCAAACAGUUGGCGAGGUAACCGCGCAAAGGCACAAGAGACUGUUCGAGGCGUCACCGACGACCCGACUGCGGUGGUUUUCCAGUACGCCGGUGAGAAGGCCAAGCGUCGGAAGCGAGUCUACAUCUGGGGAAGCUGCCUGACUGGCGCUCUCGGGCACGACCGAAUCGUGCGACCGCGGACCGGGGCUCAGCCGAGGGCUGCCCACGCUAAACCUUACAAGACCCCUUUCGCCGAGGUCUUCAAGGUGGAAGAUGUGGCAUGCGGUUAUGGCUUCACAAUCUUUUCGGCCCUCGAGGACAAAGUCAAGAGCUCACAUCGUGUCUUUGGUACGGGCAUCAACACAGACUUCCAGCUGGGAUACCAGUGUGUCAGGAAAGGACAUCCGCUGGAGGUACUGACAGAGCCGGUGCCGAUUGCCCUCCCCCUGCGCAGUGAGGCUACCCGGAUUGUGAGGGUGGCCUGUGGCCGUUCCCACACUGUGGUGCUGACGGACAGAGAGGGUGCAUUUUCCCUGGGCAACAAUGCUUUUGGCCAGUGUGGGUAUCCUGCACUCCCCAACGAGAAGCGCAAGAACGAGGGCACUGUGUACCGUGUGGAGGGCAUCCCGGACGACGUGGUGGACGUAGCUUGUGGACAAGACCACACGCUCUUCCUGACGUCGUCUGGGAAGGUGUUCAGCUGCGGAUGGGGAGCGGACGGUCAGCUGGGGUUGGGAAAUACGCUGAGUCAAGGCAUGCCGCGGCAGGUGAAGGGGGAUUUGGACGGCCAGAAGAUUGUUCAGCUUGCUGGCAGCGUCGACUGCAUUCUCGCCGUCUCUGAAAGCGGAGACCUGUUUGGCUGGGGCAGUUCUGAAUAUGGCCAGUUUGGAAGACAGACGGACGAGAAGCAGGUGAGCGAGGCACGGCACCUGGGCUUCCCUUACGGCAAGGUGCGCUUCGCUGCCAGUGGGGCAACCAUGUGCGGCGUCGUGAAUGAGGCAGGAGACGUGUAUGUCUGGGGCUACGGACUGCUGGGGCUGGGCCCCGAGGUCAGCUUCCGGUCGAGCCCUACCCUGCUGCCCCGCCCACUCUUCGGCGCCGGCCGCUUCUCGCCGGACGUGCAGGUGGCGCAGCUGUACUGUGGGCUGGGACACUUCGCCGCCGUCACGGACAAAGGCGGCCUGUACACCUGGGGUAAGAACAGGAAUGGCUGCCUGGGGUUGGGCCACCCCCUCGAUCAGCACUUCCCCUUCAGGGUAAGCAUCACAGCAGAAGUGCUCAAGGUCAGCUGUGGGGUGGAUCACAUGGCUGCCCUGUGCAGAUCUUACUGCUGACUGCCAACACAACUACAAUCAGUUCAAACAUCUCCAAGCUCCCACGGUCUUUUAGGUUAAAAAUAAAGGAUGUAUAGUAUGUGUAUAGAAGCUCGUUGCCUCAAGUUUGGAUGGAACACAAAUUUAAACUGGAAUUUGCACACUGCCUCAUCCCUUUUGUGUUCUACAUUUAUAGGGCACUGUUUUUUGGUUAUGUUUAUAAUAAAGGUUUCUAGGUAUGUUUUUAAAAAGA